This is a messenger RNA of Aspergillus fischeri NRRL 181, 1410 nucleotides long. RefSeq names its product BRcat and Rcat domain-containing protein. The record is from RefSeq and is a predicted model, not a curated record. Gene Ontology annotation, biological process: positive regulation of proteasomal ubiquitin-dependent protein catabolic process; ubiquitin-dependent protein catabolic process; protein polyubiquitination. The coding region runs from base 1 to 1410 and encodes 469 amino acids. Lineage: Eukaryota; Fungi; Ascomycota; Eurotiomycetes; Eurotiales; Aspergillaceae. Gene Ontology annotation, molecular function: ubiquitin protein ligase activity; zinc ion binding; ubiquitin conjugating enzyme binding. Gene Ontology annotation, cellular component: cytoplasm; ubiquitin ligase complex. The transcript has a single exon.
AUGUCCAUAGACGAGCCCCUCCCGGAGGCGCCGACGGAAGCACAGACAGAAGCACCGGCAGAAGAACCAGCAGAGAUACGUCCUUGUGCUUACUGCAGCGAGGAUAUUGAAGGUGAACAAGUACGACCUUGCAAAGGAUGCGGUUGUUAUUGCUGUACCGAGUGUAUCCGACAAAUCUUCCUGAUGGCUUGCAAGGAUGAAGCCCAGAUGCCGCCGCGCUGCUGCCAGCCCAUCCCGCUGGCUGUUGCACGCAGACAUCUUUCUGAUAAGGAGAUCGCCUUGUACAAGUUGAAAUUCGAGGAGUGGAGAACAGUCAACCGCUGCUACUGCCCCGUUCCCACCUGCUCCGGCUUCAUUCCCCCCAGCUACAUACAGCAACAAUGGAAGAACCUCGUGGCUUCUAGUGGCUUUUAUAGGCAGUUGGCAGCCAGUGGGGCUACAUCGUCUCUUCCCGUAAGCCCGUUGUACAUCUCAUUCCCCGUGCUCUGCCCGAAGUGCUUUGCUCAGGUAUGUUGGAAAUGCAAGAAGUUGUACCACCACGGCUCUACUUGUCAGGUGUCGGAUAUCGACCCUGAAUUGGCGCGGACUUUGCAAAACUUGGGAAUUAAACGAUGCCCCAAGUGCCGUGCUGCAGUCCGCAGGAUGUUUGGCUGUCGUCACAUGCAGUGCCGUUGUGGUGCACAGUGGUGCUGGUAUUGUUGCCGGGCUAUCGAGGUCUGCAAAGCGAAUAUUUGUGCCAAGGGGCGGGCGGCCGAGAUAGACGUUCAUGAGGACAACGCUGAGGAGAUUGCCACUCAGGUUGACGAGGGAGAGGCUGGAGAAGAGGAAGAUAAAGAGGAAGACGAGGACCUUGAGGGUGACUCUGAUGAUGGGGAUUACUGGGAUCGUUAUGGUGGCUGGAGAUCUGACCCAGAUGAGACAGACGAUGAGCAAGACGACCAGGCAGCGUACGAGGAUGAUGAUGACGAGAAUCAAGCGCCUGAAAUGUCGCUCGCUAGAGCUGUCGAACACAACCACUUUGCUGCUGAGGCCGGUAGCGAUAUCGACCUUGACGCUAGGUCCGACUGGGAGGAGAAUUCGGACUUCUUCGGGACCGAACCUGAUGGCUCAAGAUUGGAUCCUUUUGACUGCAAUCACGAUUUUGCCAUGAUAAUCGAUGAUUCUGAAGUCGAGAACUCUGAGUAUGAGUACGAAUGCGAAAACUGCUGGCGCAGGAUCUUUCCCAGAGAGACAUUGAUCCCGGGUUCCCUCUGGGAACAGAUCCAAUCCGAAGACACUUCGCCCACUGCACAGCUGAUUGCGUCAAUGAAUGUUGUUGAGCGCUCUGAUUCACAGAUGUACUUAUGCAGGAAUUGCAAGUUCAGACUUUGUGGUCCAUGUCGCGCUGGUUAUGGAAAUUAUGAGUUUUGA